Molecule: messenger RNA, 3939 nt
Organism: Myiozetetes cayanensis
Lineage: Eukaryota; Metazoa; Chordata; Aves; Passeriformes; Tyrannidae
Gene: ZRANB3
Product: zinc finger RANBP2-type containing 3
Biological process (GO): replication fork processing; DNA repair
Cellular component (GO): nuclear replication fork
Molecular function (GO): nucleic acid binding; zinc ion binding; ATP binding
Source: RefSeq, a predicted model, not a curated record
CGCGGGCUGAGGGGCACGGGGAGACGGGGAGGGCUCCAUCGGUGUCCCCGGCCAGGGACGAGCCGCCCGCUGACUCCUGAUCCACCCCGUGCUGUGCCGGGAGAGCCCUCCGGCUGUGUCCUGGUGCUGCCGGUGCCGGCUCAUCGCAGGUAGCUCUGCGAUUGCAGCUGCGGGGAGUUGCGUUCACCAUGAGUGCACUCCAGGAAACACCUGCACUUGAAGCUCCUCAUUCAGAAGAUGUUGAUGCUCAGCUGGCCUUUCUACCUGAAAGACUGAGAAAGAAGCUGCUUCCUUUUCAGGAAAAAGGCAUCAUAUUUGCACUCCAGAGAAGUGGCAGGUGUAUGAUUGCUGAUGAGAUGGGGCUGGGUAAAACCAUUCAAGCAAUUGCCAUUUCAUAUUACUACAAGAAUGAGUGGCCUCUCCUGAUUGUGGUGCCUUCCUCUCUGAGGUACCCCUGGGUGGAAGAGAUGGAGAAGUGGAUUCCAGAGCUCUCUCCAGACGACAUCACCAUCAUCCAGAACAAAACUGAUGUGGGGGGAAUAUCCACCAGCAAAGUAACGAUCCUGGGCUAUGGCCUGUUAACUUCUGAUGCACAGACUCUGACAGACACUCUGUACAGGCAGAACUUCAGGGUGGUUGUGGUCGAUGAGUCCCACUACAUGAAAUCCAGGAACGCCACCCGCAGCCAGAUCUUACUGCCAAUCGUGCAGCAGGCUCAGAGAGCUGUUCUUCUUACUGGCACCCCUGCUCUGGGGAGGCCUGAAGAGCUUUUCAUGCAGAUUGAGGCCCUGUUUCCAAGAAGAUUUGGGACUUGGACUGAAUAUGCUAAAAAAUACUGCAAUGCUCGUGUCAGGUUUUUUGGGAAAAGAGCGCAGUGGGACUGUAGAGGAGCUUCCAAUUUAGAAGAACUGCAUCGACUUUUAAGUGCAAUAAUGAUCAGAAGGCUGAAGAAUGAGGUUCUGACUCAGCUGCCUCCCAAGGUCAGGCAGCGCAUCCCCUUUGACCUCCCCCAGGCUGCAGCAAAGAACCUGAGUGCCACUUUUGCAGAGUGGGAGAAACUGAUGAGAAACCUGAAUGCAGAUGCCACUGAGAGCCACUUCUCUCAGGUGAUGAGUCUGAUCACACGGAUGUACAAAGAGACAGCCAUCGCCAAGGCAGGAGCAGUGAAGGAUUACAUCAAAAUGAUGCUUGAGAAUGACAAGCUGAAGUUCCUGGUGUUUGCCCACCACCUGAGCAUGCUGCAGGCCUGCACAGAGGCUGCCAUAGAGAGCAAGGCUCGCUACAUUCGGAUAGACGGGAGUGUCCCCUCUGCAGAGAGGAUUCACCUUGUCAAUCAGUUCCAGAAGGAUCCUGACACCAGGGUUGCUAUUCUGAGUAUUCAGGCAGCUGGGCAGGGUUUAACCUUCACUGCUGCCACCCACGUGGUGUUUGCUGAGCUGUACUGGGACCCAGGCCACAUCCAGCAGGCAGAGGACAGGGCACACAGGAUCGGGCAGAGCAGCUCGGUGAACAUCCACUUCCUCAUCGCCAAGGGCACCAUGGACACCCUCAUGUGGGCGAUGCUCAACCGCAAGGCCAAAGUCACAGGCAGCACCCUGAAUGGCAGGAAGGAGAAGAUGCAGGCUGAGGAAGGGGACAAGGAGAAAUGGGAUUUUUUGAGUUUUGCUGAGACCUGGACCCCAAAUGAAAGUCUGGAAGAUCCUAAAAAUGAACUUUUAUUUACACACUUUGAGAAGGAAAAGCAGCACGACAUCCGUUCCUUCUUUUCCCCAAAGUCCUCCACGGAGAAGAAACGCAAAAGACUUCCUGGCAGUGAAUUGUUACAGAAUGAUACAGAGUCUUCUGAGGCCACAAAAGAGGAGGAAGCAGAGAAGAGGGAUGAGAAGCUGGAUUCCCCACCAGGAAAUGCUGGGGAUCCCGUUUGCCCUGAGAUCACCUGUGAACGUGAAGCCAAACGAGCCAGAAGCACGAGCGGAUCCGCCCUGGGCAGCGGCAGUGACAAAAACAAAACCUCUCCGACUGGAGAAAAGCCCUCUGUGUUUUCAGAAAAAAACAGUGAACCCCCUCCUCGUGGCUUAAACACCUGCACCAACAGCACAGGUGUAGACAGAGCUUGGCACUGCAGGGUUUGCACCUACACCAACCACGAGCUGCUGCCUUCCUGUGAGAUGUGCGGCCACCCACGGAGCGGUGACGUUGAGAGAAUCUGUGAAGCUGCCACGAGCCAAACUGAGGAGGACGUGUCAGAGAGCCCCAGGAGAAAGGAGGAGAGAGCACAGGGCAGUGCUGAGGGUGGGACAGAAGCUCUGGGCCAAGUGCAGGAUGGAGACCGUGAAAAAAAGUGUGGAGAAGGGGAUGAAGAUAAAUCAGACACAUUCCAAAUAUAUGAUGGGCUCAUGUUUUGUGCAAGCAGGAACACUGACAGAAUCCACCUGUAUACAAAGGAUGGGGAGCCCCUGAAUCAUAACUUCAUUCCACUGGACAUUCAGCUGGAUAACUGGGAAGAUUUACCAGAGACCUUCCAGCAUAAAAAAAAUCGUGCUCUGAUCCUGAGGUUUGUGAAAGAAUGGACUCAGCUGACAGCAAUGAAGCAGAAGAUUGUCAGAAAAAGUGGUCAGAUAUUUUACAGUCCUGUUCAUGCUGCAGAGGAGUUGUCUAAAAAGCAGUCUGGUGGCAGCAGCACAAAAAGGUACGUGAGCAGGGAGGAUGUGGCAGCAGCCUCGCUCUCCAAAGCCGCCAGCGCCGGGGGCAGCGUCCGCCUCAUCUGCAGGGAAAGUGCUCCAGGGAAAGGGGCUGCUCCUAAGAAAGAAAAUGCUCCUGCUGAACAACCCCCAAAGUUGCUUUCAGACGCAGGAGGAGGUCCCUCAGUCCCUCACUGCCCGCAGAGUGACGGCUCCCCCCGGCCCCGAGGGUACCUGCAGGCCCUGGACAGCCAGGGGGCCCCGCUGUGCCUGAGCUGCCAGCAGCCCACGGCCCCCCUCUCGCCCGCCAGCCGCGCCUGGGACACGCGCUUCUGCUCCCACGCGUGCCAGGAGGAUUUCUCCAUCCGCUCCAGCCAGAGCUACCUCAGGGCCAAAGUGUUUGAAGUGGAGCGCGGGGUUUGCCAGUCCUGCCACCAAAACGCGCAGGAGCUUUAUCUCAGCGUCAGAGGCCCCCGGAGUCGGCGCAAGGAACUGCUGGAAAACUCGUGGAUGUCCCACCUCCCACUGGGGCAGCUGAACGAGAUGCUGCGGAGCCCGGCGGAGGGGCAGUUCUGGCAGGUGGAUCACAUCCAGCCCGUGUUCAGCGGAGGGGGACAGUGCUCCCUGGACAACCUGCAGACUCUGUGCACAGCCUGCCACAGGGAGAGAACUGCCAAGCAGGCCAAGGAGAGAAGCCAACUGAAAAGAAGGUCUUUGGCUACAAAGUAUGGCUGUGACAUCACCAAAUUUUUUGUGAAGAUGUAAAAUGCAAAAUCCCUUCAGGUAUAAUGUAACACUAAACCCAGUACAGUUCUACACUUUUCCUCAUGCACUGAUUCAACAGGAACCUCUUUAGCUCAUCAGUGCUGCUGGUAGAGAGGAGAAAAUAUGGAAUUAAAACCAAGGAAUCAUUUGUACCACUGAUGGUCAGAGGGCAUCCAAGGUAUUUGAUUAUGGUCAUAUCUUCAUGACCCUGUGGCUUAAAGCUAAAUUUCAGCAUGUAACCUCACUGCACUGAGCCUGACUUACAGGACUUUGGCAUUUAGAACUGAUGGCACUUGGAUGCUGGUUUUUUACUUAACCCAGCUUGUAUUAAAUCUUAUUCAUGAUAAGGAAUACUAAAUAUUACCAAUUAUGACAUCAAAGGUAGUUUCUGGGAAAUGCUACAGUCACAUUUUCCUUAAUAAGAUUGCUGGUUAUUUUGGACUGCUUACCUGCCUUUCUUUACAGUUACUUUAAAUAAAUACAGUUCUCUUUC